Messenger RNA from Annulohypoxylon maeteangense, 1423 nucleotides. Its product is annotated as DUF706-domain-containing protein. The record is from RefSeq and is a predicted model, not a curated record. Gene Ontology annotation, biological process: inositol catabolic process. Lineage: Eukaryota; Fungi; Ascomycota; Sordariomycetes; Xylariales; Hypoxylaceae. Bases 200 to 1120 code for a protein of 306 amino acids. The transcript has a single exon. Gene Ontology annotation, cellular component: cytoplasm. Gene Ontology annotation, molecular function: inositol oxygenase activity; iron ion binding.
GACUUACAUUAACUCAUCGUGGAGACUCAAGCUCCAGUAUACGAAUUACACGAUGCCUCGAGUAUAUAUCAUAGAGAAGAUGACGACGUUCCGAGAUCAAUUUUUUGUUAAUCAGACUCAAGAAAUCUAUCCUCUUCAAAUAUAUCCUUCAAAACAAGAACCCCUUUAUUUAUUUCUCCCAUAACCAGUAGGCAUCACAAUGGCACCGGGAAUCUUAGUUGAUGACACCACAAGCCGAAACGGACUUGAGCUCGAGGAGACUUCCGACCACAUCGACGCAGUCAAUGUGUUGAAAGGGAAAUCACAGUACGACGCCAAGUCGAAAUUCGACGAGGAAAAGGACAAGACACAGUUCAGACAGUACGAAGAAGCAUGCGACCGGGUAAAGAACUUCUACCGAGAGCAGCAUGAGAAGCAGACUGUAGCGUAUAACCUCAAGGCGCGCAACGACUUCAAGACGCGGAAGCGGGAGGAGAUGACCGUCUGGGAGGCUAUCGAGAAGCUCAACACGCUGAUUGACGAGUCCGACCCGGAUACCAGCCUCUCGCAGAUCCAGCACCUGCUCCAGUCCGCCGAGGCCAUCCGCCGCGACGGCAAGCCCCGCUGGAUGCAGCUUACAGGCUUGAUCCACGAUCUCGGCAAGCUUCUCUACUUCUACGGCUCCCAGGGCCAAUGGGACGUCGUCGGCGACACCUUCCCUGUGGGCUGCGCCUUCGACAAGCGCAUCAUCUAUCCGGAUACCUUCAAGAACAACCCCGACUCCAAGGACCCCAUUUACAACACCAAGUUUGGCAUCUACUCCCCCGGAUGCGGGAUGGAUAACGUGAUGCUGUCGUGGGGUCACGACGAGUACCUGUACCAUGUCGUCAAGGACCAGUCAACCUUACCUCCCGAGUCGCUCGCCAUGAUCCGCUACCACUCAUUCUACCCCUGGCACAAGGAGAACGCAUACCGUGAGCUGAUGGACGAGCACGAUGAGGAUAUGCUCAAGGCAGUGCGCGCGUUCAACCCGUAUGACCUAUACAGCAAGAGCGACGGCAUCCCAGAUGCCGAGGAGUUGAAGCCGUACUACCUAGAGUUGAUCGACGAGUUCUUCCCUCAGAGGGUUGUCAAGUGGUAAAAUUUUACCUAUCAGGAUAUAUUCGGCGUGAAUGACUGGAUGUAUUUUUUUCUUUAUGUUAAGUCGGGCUAGCGUUUUUUUUUCAUGAAAUUUUGAUAUUUUGGGACAGGGUGAUGAUGGUAUGGCGAGCGGAAUAUAUCAUUCCCCAUGACGACUCUCCGUCCUAGCUGAGGCAGGGUGAUCCAUAUCUGGGAUCCGGGAUUAACUGGCUUACUAUCCCAGUUGGAACAGAGAUUGAACUGUAGAUUCAAAAAUCCGUAAAAUUAUAUCUCACAGACCAAAAAAAUACCACUACACUCUUUA